AUGGAGGGAUUCCCCUCACCGCCUGCCCCAUUUAAACUUUUUAUUGCAAUAUUAAGAUACGAUAGUAACAGCGGUGGUGAAAGAGAAAUUCAGAGAACCAUGCUGGAACUGCUAAAUCAAUUGGAUGGUUUUGAUAGCAGAGGAGACGUCAAAGUCGUUAUGGCAACUAAUAGAAUCGAAACACUGGAUCCUGCUCUAAUUAGACCUGGUCGUAUCGAUAGGAAAAUUGAAUUCCCAUUGCCGGAUGAAAAGACUAAGAAGAGAAUUUUCAAUAUACACACAAGUAGAAUGACUUUAGCUCCAGAUGUAAAUUUAACUGAGUUGAUCAUGGCAAAAGAUGAUUUAUCAGGAGCAGACAUCAAGGCAAUAUGUACUGAAGCUGGGUUAAUGGCGUUGAGAGAACGGCGAAUGAAAGUUACCAACGAAGACUUUAAAAAGUCAAAAGAAAGCGUAUUAUACAGAAAAAAAGAAGGGUCGCCAGAAGGUUUAUAUUUAUAA
This is a messenger RNA of Copidosoma floridanum, 498 nucleotides long. RefSeq names its product 26S proteasome regulatory subunit 4-like. NCBI's taxonomy places the organism in Eukaryota, Metazoa, Arthropoda, Insecta, Hymenoptera, Encyrtidae. The record is from RefSeq and is a predicted model, not a curated record.